Bipolaris victoriae FI3 is the source of this 243-nucleotide messenger RNA. RefSeq lists its product as hypothetical. The transcript has a single exon. The record is from RefSeq and is a predicted model, not a curated record. The annotation marks the transcript as partial. NCBI's taxonomy places the organism in Eukaryota, Fungi, Ascomycota, Dothideomycetes, Pleosporales, Pleosporaceae.
CUGCUCAGGAUUAUGCAUAUGCGUAUAUUGCAUUGUCAGCUCACCUUCUUCGUCUCUUCUUUCCAGUGUGCUGCAGUUGGCAUAUGUAUGUGGUAUUGUCAUAAAUUCAUGCCACGUAAGGGUGUUAGCAUGCAUGCUGAACCAACAACAGUUGAUCUUGUCACAGAAUCCUUGUUGUUCCUAGAGUAUCAAUAUCACAACUGGCAUCUCAGGGGACUGGCAUCCAACUGGCAUAUGCCAUAA